AUUAAUUCAAUAUGAAAAUGACUGAAUAUAUAAUAAAUCCGGAGUUUAUUAUAGAAAACAAGCUUAACUAUCAAUCAGUUAUUGAAUUACUUUGCGAUCGACUAAACACAGACUCACAUCACAAUUCAUAUUACAAGUAUUGUAUCUAAAUAUCAUAUUUUAUUUACAAAAUAACAGAUUGACUGCACAUUAGAGCGAAAGUGGAGCAAAAAGCAAGUGUUGGACUCGAGUCUCAAUUUUGCCUAUUAUUUGAUAAAUGACUGCAAAAUAUCAAAAGGAAAUGUCAUUUGUUUCAUCACAAACUCGUCGGACAUUCAGGCAAUCGGUUUCAUCGGCUCAUUGGCCGCAGGGAUGGUAUUCUGCUGUCUGGCGGAGCACUCAUCACAAGAUGAAAUCAAAUCAAACAUUGAAAAACUUAAGCCAUCAGUUGUGAAACUCCUAAUAAGUGACAAACAGUCAAAACCUGACGCCAAUGGAAAUACACUUCAAUCUCUUGAGGAGAUAUUAUCUCAACCAAGAGAUGAUAGCAUAUUAUUACCGGUGAAGACGAGUUUGGAUGAGACGGCAACCUAUGUCUUGAGCAGUGGUUCCACGGGUCAGCCCAAGGCUAUCAUCAAAACUAACAGAAACCUAUUGACAACGGUUGAGGCGACUCAGCACCGGGAGAUGACUGAGUUGACACCAAACGAGAUCCAGUUAUCCAGUAACUUAAGUCACGUGUCGGGGCAGAGGUACCUCAUAUCUGCCAUCAAUGGUCGCGCACAGUUAGCUAUUGUUAGGGUGGAUGAGAACCUGGAUGAUGUUUACGGGAAUAUACAUAAAUACAACAUUACCAGUGCUUUCCUAAUCCCGACUCAACUCAAUUAUUUAGUCAAAAAUUCUGAGACUAUUGACAGGGAUUACCUCAAGAGCCUAAGGGAUGUGGUUACAGGUGCAGCACCUGUAUCCGAAACCACGUUCCGAUGUUACAGUAUGUCAGAGGUAGGGUGGGCCACACAAACUCCUGUCACGCAGUUUAUAAACGAUUACACAUGUGUUGGAAAAGUGUGUCCCAACACACAAAUCAAAGUAAUUGAUGAUCAGGGACAUUCAUUGCCAGCUAACACUAAUGGUCAGGUGUGCAUCGGAGGUCCUCAGGUCACACCAGGGUAUCUAAACAAUGCUGAGGAAAAUGACAAACUUUUCACCGCCGAUGGAUUCCUCAAGACUGGAGACAUUGGCUAUUAUGACGACAAUCACUACUUUUAUAUUGUCGGCCGAUCUAAGGAAGUCAUUAAUGUUGAGAGGUCGAUUGUAAUGCCGGCGGAGAUCGAGAAUAUUCUGUUGACUCACAACGAUGUCGUCAAUGCGGCCGUCUUUGGGGUGAAGGACGAGGAAAGGGGUGAAGUGCCCAUGGCUUUCAUCACACGUGCAAAUGGGGCUACAAUUACCCCACAAGAACUCAUAGAUUAUGUGGACUCGAGGGUCAACUACUAUAAGAAGCUGAGGGGAGGGAUCCGAGUGUUAGAUGCCUUUCCAUUGACUUCAUUGAAAAAGAUUAACCGGGGUGUGCUUAAGAAAAUGCUCAGUACUUAAAAUAUGAAUUUGGUUGUACUUGUUA
This is a messenger RNA of Oppiella nova, 1600 nucleotides long. Lineage: Eukaryota; Metazoa; Arthropoda; Arachnida; Sarcoptiformes; Oppiidae. The record is from the annotation of a GenBank genome assembly.